Molecule: messenger RNA, 312 nt
Organism: Triticum turgidum subsp. durum (durum wheat)
Lineage: Eukaryota; Viridiplantae; Streptophyta; Magnoliopsida; Poales; Poaceae
Source: the annotation of a GenBank genome assembly
AUGGGGCAAGAGCACACGACGCGCCCAUCCAAUCGUGAAGCGGCCGUCCGUCUCUCUCGGCACUUUGUGCAAAGGGCAACUCGUCCAUGGAUACAACCGAGCACCCGUUCGUCUGAGCCGUCUCAAAACAAAUGUAAAAAAGUUGCAACCUUUCAAUCAACGAUGGAACAAGAUGCACACGAUGAAGUGAAGUAUCGCCAGAUAUUGUGGCUUGGAAUUAAAAGAAGAUGGAUCUCCAAACAAUCUUCUCCUGGCUAUCAAUCUAGGCUCCAUGCGGCAGACAGGACGCCAUUGAACGGCGCCUGCUGUUGA